GCAACCUCCUUGUGUAACAGCGCUUACUACACUACAAUCGUCGUCAUCCCGGCUCCCGGAUACAGACAAAGGCCAGAUCACGAGAAGACAUUCUUUUAUCGCUACCGCACCAAACAUCAUCGCGCGAUUGCUUCUAUCACUGGAAACCUUCAUAAAAUCCCCAGAGUUUGAAAUGAGCGCAACUGUUAAAGUCGGAUCCUCAACGCAAUGGCGUCAGAUCUUAAGCUCGUCAGCCAUCGUAGUUGCGGACUUCUAUGCCGACUGGUGUGGCCCAUGCAAGAUGAUCGCUCCAGUGUUUGAGUCGCUGUCGGCCAAAUACUCCAAACCCAACAAGAUCACAUUCUGCAAGAUUGACGUCGACAGCCAGCAGGAAGUGGCCCAGCAGUAUGGCGUGCGCGCCAUGCCGACCUUCCUCAUUUUGCACAACGGCUCUGUGAUCGAAACAAUUCAGGGAGCCAACCCGCCAGCUCUUACGGCCGCUGUUGAUAAGGCUGUCAAGUUGGCCGGCGGUGCUGCGGGUGGUGGUGCUGUGUUCAAGACCGCCGGACACCGACUCGGCGGCAGUGGAGUAGCCGGGUCCCGCCCCGGGACAUCAGUGGCCCGUCCUUUCAAGUGGGAUUUCAACAGCUUGAUCAAGACAAUCAUAGCUUUCAUUGGACUUUAUGUCACCUCUCUCUUUUCGCUUGACCCAUACAAGGCGGCAGAGAGCUCCCCGUUCAACAAGAAGAAUAGUCCCCCGCAAUCACAGUCAUAUACGGGGAGUGCUGCUAGCAAAAAGCCUGCGCCGCGUGCUACGUUCAAGACGUUGUCGGACUUGGGCAACUAAACCGAGCGGUAGUUUUAAUGUGUCGUUAAGCGUACGGUAGCAUGCUGGAGUUCACGGCGUCGAGGGCGUUCCGGACGGGCGGCACUUGUUUUUUUUUUGGUGUCCUCGCUCACGCAUUCUUUCUGGCUUCUUUUGCCCCUUUGGAAAAUUAUACUUCCCAUUAAUCAAGAGAAACGUGGUACUAUUCGUUG
Messenger RNA from Neurospora crassa OR74A, 1017 nucleotides. RefSeq names its product thioredoxin, variant. The coding region runs from base 173 to 826 and encodes 217 amino acids. The transcript is spliced from 3 exons. The record is from RefSeq and is a predicted model, not a curated record. Gene Ontology annotation, molecular function: protein-disulfide reductase activity. NCBI's taxonomy places the organism in Eukaryota, Fungi, Ascomycota, Sordariomycetes, Sordariales, Sordariaceae.